Molecule: messenger RNA, 1953 nt
Organism: Rotaria sp. Silwood1
Lineage: Eukaryota; Metazoa; Rotifera; Eurotatoria; Philodinida; Philodinidae
Source: the annotation of a GenBank genome assembly
AUGGAUACACAUACAUAUUUAGAAGAUUUAUCAAAUGAAAUUUUCUUCGAAAUAUUUGAUUAUUUACAUGCACUUGAGAUUUUUACUGGUUUUUAUUCAUUAAAUAAACGAAUUUUGUCUCUUCUACAAUCAAUUCCACUUCAUGUUGUCAUCUUAAAUAGUCAUUAUGAUCGAGAAAUUGAUUUUCUUUGUCAUCAUCUUAUUUUUCAUGCUCAUCAAGUCAUAUCACUAAAAUGUUAUGAUACAAUUCGUAAUCGUUCAUCUAUUAUUAGCCUACUAUUUAAUCGACAUCAUUUUGUUAAUCUUAAUUCAUGUAUAUUUAUAAUGGAUAAUAUAUCAUCUGAAUUUGUAAAUAUUAUUAAACAAAUUGAAAGUUUGAAUAGACUUGUUUCAUUUUUUAUUAUUCAAUCGGAAAAUAAAAAAAUCAAUGAGAAAGAUAAAUAUGAUAUAAUUCGAACUAUAAUGAUGAAUAAAUCAUCUUCUCUUCGUUCAGUUAAGCUUCAUUAUGAUUAUUAUGACUUGAAUAUAUCAACUUAUACUUCAAUUACUUCGAAUCUUAUAUCACUUGAAUUAUUAAUAUCUGGUUCAUCAAAUAAAGUAUCAGUUUAUUCAAUUUUGCCAAUUCUUCGUAUUUGCCAUAGAAUACGAUACCUACAUGCCAUAAUAAAACAUGAUAUUCUAUCUCAAAAUAAUAAUAUAAAUAUUUUAAUUCAAGAACCAUUUAUUAAUGAAAAUGAUCUUCCUAUAUCAUCACAACUGAUAUCUUUUGAUUUAUCAAUUUUUACUAUAUGUGACAUUCGUUCAAUUGCAUAUAUCUUACGUUGUAUGCCUAAUCUUAUACAGUUUAAGUUUCUUCAUGAAACACGAAGAAUAGCUCAAUCAUAUGCUGAUGAUUUUGUCAAUGGUUAUACAUGGCAACAUAUGUUUGAAAUGUAUACUCCAUUAUUAUUGAAAUUUGAUUUUCAUAUCUCAUUCAAGAAAAGUUAUCCAAAAUUAGAUUUAGAUCUAGUAAUAAAUUCAUUUCAAUAUUUUAUUAAAAAAUAUUCCAAAUGGCACAUGAUUAUUGAUCGAUGGACACCUGAGAAUAGAAAUACUCAAGAGAUUGUUAUGUUACGCACAUUUGGUUAUCAGAAAUAUAAAAGAAACGUUCAUAUCGCUAUUCCAAUAAUUUAUUAUGAAACAUUUGAGACACGAUCAACAAAGGCAACAACAAAUGAUCAUUAUCUUUAUUUUACAGACACAAAAUAUUUAAAAUUGGAAAUGGGAGAGAUAAUACCAAACAUUAAUUCUGUUCCAUUAUUUCAACAUAUCAAAUAUCUCGUUGUAUAUUAUUAUCCAGAAUUAUAUGUGACAUAUUUGAACACUUCAUUAGAUAUUGUGAAUCCUUUGCAACUAAAGAAAGAUUAUGUUUCACCAGAAUAUAUUCCUUAUCUUUCACAUAUUGUUCAUUUACUUAAUGUAAAUCAAAUUAAGUUUGAUCCAUGUAUUUAUGUAGGUCAAUGGAAAGACAUUCGAUUUAUUUUACAAGCAUGUCCAAAUGUGAUUGAUCUUGAACUUAAUCCUUCAGAUUUGAUUUUAUCAGAAUUUAUUGAUUAUCAAUCUCUUUUUGCAAUUUUUAAACAAAUUAAAAUACUCAAAUCAAUAACAGAAAAUUGUUAUGUGCCUUCGGAUUUUCUAUUAAAACUUGUUCAACGUUUUCCAUCACUUACUGAUAUUGAACUUCAAGUAUAUUCAUUCGAUGAUUGUAUAUAUGCUAUUGAUAUAUUACUUAGUCAUCUAAAAAAUUUGUCUUAUCUUAAAAUUUAUUAUAUUGAAGUUUCAUCACUCGAUCAUCCUUUUUCAUGUAAUUAUAUUAUUGAUAAACGUCGUCAAGAAUUUGGUUUUAAUAUUAUUGAUGAAUAUAAGAUUACAAUUAUGAAGAAUAAAGAAUCUGUAGAAAUUAGAUUAUCAUAA